CCGCCAACUUGGGGAGGUUUUGUGUGUACGAGUCCAAUAUGGUCCCCUCUGCGCCCUCCUCUCUUGACUUCUCCCAGCUGGUGAAGCUGCUCAUCCACUUCCAGGGCAGAUCAACCAUCAGCGAGGCAGCUGUCCCGCAUGAGGUUUUGGAGCGAGUGCUGACCCAUCUGCAGACGUCGCACACCGGCGGGUUCGUGCUGCAUCAUGUUGCCAAGGCCGGCUGUCGGGACUCAUCCUUCUGGGCACGGGCGGCUGCGGCGCUGACUGACGGUGUGGUGCGGCAGUAUGACGGCAAGGCCGUCGCCAUGACCUGCAAUGCCUUUGCAAGGGCCAGACGGGCUGAAGGAGAUGUCAUGAGAAGGCUGGAGAGGCAGAUGGUGACACUCAUUGAGGACAGCCAUUCUCUGCAGCGGGGUCACUGUGGAGUGAGUGCCCAAGAUCUGGCCAUGACGGUGAAUGCCUGGGCUCAGCUGAAUUAUUUCCCCUUGCAGCCGUCCCUCUCGCCGCUGUGCAGGGCGGCUCGGGCACGCGCGACUGGUCCACUCGGCGACUUUGACGGCAAGACUAUCGCGCUGCUUCUCAAUGGGUGGGGCAAGAUGGAUGCCCGGCCAUCGUGUGACGACUGCCGUCAUGCGUCAUGCCUGUCUGCCUUGGUGGCUCAUUUCGCCGGCUCUGUCUCAUCGACGGAUCUCAACUCGCAAGAUGUGGCUCUGCUGAUGGGGUCUGUCGGGCAAGCCAUGGAGCAGUGCGAUGAAUCGAGGGCUGCUGUGCUGAAAGAGAUGGGUGUGGACUUGCUUGGACGGGCCAUGGAGCUGCUGAACGGCGGGAGGUUCCGGAACAACCAUGAGUUGGUGGCGUUUUAUAAUGCGGCGACACGAUGGUGGCUGUCCCUACCUGCCAAGGGAGAUGUGCGAGCGUCACUCGAGCAGCUGACGGCCUCUCUAAUGCAGCGGCUCACCCCCUCCCUCUCGUCCCUGCCAUCGGCGAGCGUCAUCAUCCUUGCCAAUGCCAUGACGAGGGUGCUGUCAGAUGAGGGCUGCUACGGCUCUCCCGCCCACACGCAGUCGGCCUACCCCUUUCUCGACCUGCUCUGCCGCGACCUCGCGAACCGUGACACGAGAGCUCUUGCCGGCCUGUCUGCGCAAGACCUGGCCAACGUGAGCCACGUGUUGGGGGUGCUGAUGGAGAGGGAGGGAGGCCACCAUGAGCAUGAGCAUGAAGGCGCGAGUCAGCUGCUUGGGCGCCUGGUGGCCUUUCUGUCGAGCCGGCCCGUUGCGCAGGGGAGCAUCAUCCACCAGUGCGAUGUGCGGCACCUCUGCUGCAUCGUCAACGGGCUGGCCAAGUGCAGUGGGCGUCUUGAUGGGUCGAUCAGAGGUGUGGUGGAGAGGCUGGCCGCUCGGACGAUGAUGCUGCCACACGACAAAUGGACGCUUCCCGAGGCUUCCCUCACGGCCAGUGGCAUGUGGGUGCUCCAGGCCAUCGCCUUCGCCAGUGAGCCGGCGCUUGUGGGCUACCCUCUAUGGAGCUUUAUCAUCGACCGGCUGCUCUCGCCGCACCUGGCGGCCCUCACACGCCUUCCCUCCCUCUCCCCUGCACAAUUACAGACACUUGCGUCGGUGGCGGCGCUCUUGAGCAACGUGCAUGGGCGCGUUGUGAUGGAGGAGGAGGCGGGGACGAGUCCUGGCAGGUGGGGUGUGAUGGUCAAUGGGUGUGUGGGUUUACUGGUGGACGUGCUGGCGGGGAGAGUCUGGGAGAAGGGCAUCAACGGCAAGACCUAUGCGACCUUGUUUUGCUCGCUCGUCAAGGUUAGUCGAAAAGGUGGUGUGGGUGGGCAAAAGCGAGAUGUUCAUUGCUGUCUUCCCUCUGUUAUGGAUCAAUGCAGCUGCCGGUAGUGAGGGCUGGUGGGCCGUCUUCCCAUGGGCCAUCGAAUGGCGUCAUGCUGCUGGAGAGGCUGCUGCAGACCAGAGGUAAGGGCAAGACCCUCGCUGCAAAAUUGGAGUUUGUGUAGCAUCUCCCUCUCUGUCUGAUGUCUGCAGAUGAGGCGUCGUCUGUCGCUCUCACUCUAAUGCCCUCCCUAUCAGCCGGAGAGACCGACGGUGAGCCAGCAAAUCGAUGAGAAAUGGCUGCGUGCGUCCGUGAUGCCCCUGUAUGUUUGCAUAUAUGACGUGGUGCAGAUGUGUUGUGGGCGCUGCGCCAACCGGCUGUGGCUAAAACCGCCUCACUCCAGCGGUCAAGGUGGCGCAUAUUCGACCUCAUCACACAGGUGCGAACCGACACAGCAAACCGCCAUCCACUCAUUAUCGAUGUUCCCUCCAUUCUGUGUGUCUCAGCGUCUGUCUAUCUCGCCUCCCGACCGCCACCAGCGGGCCUCUCUGCCGCUCCUGUGUCUCGAAAGCGCCGAUCGGUGGGCGCUGCUCGGUGUCUUCACGGGAUGCGCUGAGAUGAUGGGCGCCAGACAGACACAGAAAGGACGACGGGAGGCCACAGCAGCCGCGUUGCUGGAUGAACUGGUCGAUCGCUUCUACGACCACCUCAGCAGACAUGUGGCCGACGGAGAUCAGAAGGUGAGAAGUCGGGGGAUCCAUACGCACGGAUGGCCUUCAUUCUGUGGACGCUGAACGAUGUCCGUCUCGUGUGCGCGUGUGUUUGUGUGUGUGUGUGCAGUACUGCGGGCAGCUGAUGUACACGCUUCGUCUGAUCGAUGAGGGGUCGCCUGACGCUGACUAUGACGACACACGCACGGCGGUGGGCUACAGGCUGUUGGUCCAGCUGGCGCAGCAGGCGAGGGCCAGGAUGCACCAACUCAUGGCUGACUCGCAGCAAUCGUCAGAAAGGGCUGAGGUGUUGGCUGAUCCCUCAGGCUAUGUGCAUGGUACACAGCAACACGAUGCUGGUGCCGGUGUGCGUGUGUCGGCGAAUGUAGCCAACUAGUCAUAUAGAUUGCAUUCAUUCUGAGUCAGACAGAUGGACUCCGUGUUUCCGUGUCGCAGCUAAGUUGCCUGCCAAGAGGCAAAGUACGAAGUUUGCUUGUCGCCGUCGAUAGAAUGAGACCGAUUAGAUGAAUCGUGGCUGUCUUCC
This is a messenger RNA of Vitrella brassicaformis, 3078 nucleotides long. The record is from the annotation of a GenBank genome assembly. NCBI's taxonomy places the organism in Eukaryota, Vitrellaceae.